AUGAAUCCCCCCACCUUGCCGGCCGAAGAGGUUAUCCCGUUGAUCCUAAGGUUAGUUGGCAGCAACAACGUGCUUUGCGGGGUUGAGGAUCAAUUGUGUGAAUAUGGUUACACCCAACUGGCCCAAGUUGUCGCCGAGCAGACGGAUACCCCUGUCGAUUUGACGCCUAGUUCGAAAUUAGCGGAAUUGCUCUACAUCGCAAAGGAACAAGGUCGAAACACC
Molecule: messenger RNA, 222 nt
Organism: Acaulospora morrowiae
Lineage: Eukaryota; Fungi; Glomeromycota; Glomeromycetes; Diversisporales; Acaulosporaceae
Source: the annotation of a GenBank genome assembly